AUGACAAGCUGCAUAGCUCGCGGGGGACUUUUCGUUUUAUAUUAUUUACUGCCUGUCCUCCAUGCGAAAAUGAGUGACUUGGGUCUGAACAUACAUCACACGGAAGUGAUAGCCAAUUACAUGGCUUUCACCAAAUUGCAAAGGGUGCAGAACCUGCGAACGAUUGAUGGAUUGUUCCAAGACGUGUUUGAUUCGAGAUUAUUGGACAGCUCUUACACGGUAGACGAAGUUCAAGACAUUCUGUACAGUUUGAGGAAACUGCUGAAGGGAGAGUUGGAAUCUGGGCUGAUGGACGUGAAUCACAUGAACGUGCUGAUGUUGCAGCAGCUGUUCUCCCAAGCAGAAAACUGGCAUUUGAAACUUGAGAUUAACCUGUCAGAACUGCAAAAUAGGUCUCUGUUAGAAGUGGUUAAAGAAAUAGAUCAGAAUGGAUUUGCGCCACAGGAGAAUAGAAUGAAAAAGUCUGAUGACCCAAACGAUCCAGUUGGCUUACUGCAAUUAGAAAUCAAAAAGCUCAACCGGGAUAUAAGAAACAAUGAAGAUGAAAUUGAAACACUCAAAUCAAAACUGGCUGAGCAAGAAAAAGAAUUUAUUAAUUUUGGAAAUGCCCGUCAUCUGGAUACUCGCAAGGAAGAAAAAAAUCCAGAAGAGCAGAAAAAUGUAGUUGUGGAACUGCAGGAAAAAAUUAAAGAGCUGGAGGAAGAAAUCAAGAAUGCUGACAAAAACAAAGAUAUUUUGGUUUCAAGUGAGUACCAGGACCACAAAUCAACAAAGGAAACGCUCCUGCAGACACAAAGUCAACUUAAACUUGCUGAACUGGAGCUUGAACGAAAGUUUAAGGAGACAACUGCAUUUAUUAACAUGAAAAAACUUCUAGACAGCAAAAACGAACAGAUAAAAAUUUUGAGAAAAAAAUUGGAAAAUUUAGAGGAGCAUUCUGGCAAGACGGAUUUAAUCGAGGAAUCUGAAAAUGAUGAAAGUUCAGAAAAAUCAACGGACGCGGAUGAAUAAUUUUUCAGAUAUUUCACUUUCUUGGCAAAAGAUUAUUGGGGUUUUCAGUUGUACAGAAAUAAUUUUUGGAUUUAUUCUUCAUUUAUUUUUAUUAUUGUGUGGUUAUAUUUCUCAUAAUAUUUUUUAGUUAUUCUUUACCAAAUAAAAACAAUAAUCGUUUAAUAAAACAUUAGGCUCCUUGUGCAAAAAUUAUCUAAAAUUGCUAAAAUGUUUAAUUGUUAUCGAUAAAAUAAAAUAUUAUAUUAUUAUGGAUAUAUUAUGUAAAA
Molecule: messenger RNA, 1277 nt
Organism: Cloeon dipterum
Lineage: Eukaryota; Metazoa; Arthropoda; Insecta; Ephemeroptera; Baetidae
Product: leucine zipper transcription factor-like protein 1
Exons: 7
Coding region: 1-1011 (336 amino acids)
Biological process (GO): negative regulation of protein localization to cilium
Cellular component (GO): cytoplasm
Source: RefSeq, a predicted model, not a curated record